UUGGUUGACAACUGACUACUGCUCUGUUGUUCAGUACAAAUUGAAGGAAACAACACCGACAAUAAAUUACAGAUAAAUAAUUAAUAAUUUAAUCCUAAAUACUCCAACUAGCUCCGAUAUCAAACGAUAUUCGUGACAGCUGAAAGCAAGGGAACCUCAGGCAUACGAAGGUUUGUUUUUUCUAGUAACCAUGCUAGCAUUGCUAGCAAAGUAGCCAGCGUCUCGUCGCCUCGUCUUCAUCUUCAUGGGUCUCUGCUGUUGAGUCUGCCAGGCUUGUGCUGGAGGCAGAAGCUAACAAAUUAAUGCCAUCGGCCAGGAACUCCGGUCAUAUUAUGAGUGGGGCGAGUUGCAAAGCUAACGGCGCUGUGUACCCCGCCUCAUCAGCAAUGAUGAACUCUGUGAAGAAGCCGAAGAUGGAGCAGAUUCAGGCCGACCAUGAGCUAUUCCUACAGGCCUUUGAAAAACCAACUCAGAUAUACAGAUUCCUCCGCACAAGGAAUUUGAUAGCACCAGUAUUUUUGCACAGGACGCUCACUUUCAUGUCUCACAGAAACGGCCGAACAAAUGCCAAAAGGAAAACAUUCAAAGUGGAUGAUAUGUUGCAGACAGUUGAGAGGAUGAAGGGAGAGCAGGAUUCUUCAAGUUUGUCUUCACAUCUACAAUUAACCUUCACUGGGUUCUUCCAUAAGGAUGAAAAGCCAUCUCAGAAUUCAGAAAAUGAACAAAAUUCUGUGUCCUUAGAGGUGCUACUUGUCAAAGUCUGCCAUAAAAAACGCAAGGAUGUCAGCUGCCCGAUAAAGCAAGUGCCUACAGGUAAAAAGCAGGUGCCUUUGAAUCCAGACAGUAACCAAACCAAGCCUGGCUCCCACCCUUCCUUACUGGUCUCCAGCAACGAGUUUGAGCCCAGCAACAGCCACAUGGUCAAGUCCUACUCGCUCCUGUUCAGGGUGUCACGCACAGGGAGGAGGGAUACUAAUGGUCUGGUCAACGGAGAGGCCAACGAGAACAUUGAUGUAACAGAUACUCCUAGUAGAAAGAAGAGAAGUUCAUCCCAUAGAGAUGAGGGAGAGACUACAGAGACCUUUGUUGCACAGAUGACUGUCUUUGAUAAGAAUAAGAGAUUGCAGCUGCUGGAUGGGGAAUACGAGGUGUCCAUGCAAGGGAUGGAGGACAGCCCUGUCAGCAAGAAGCGGGCUACGUGGGAAACCAUUCUUGAUGGAAAGAGACUGCCACCAUUUGAGACAUUUUCUCAGGGACCCACAUUGCAGUUCAUGCUGCGUUGGACAGGUGAUGCUAGCGGAAAGUCCACUGCUCCCGUGGCAAAGCCCCUUGCUACACGCAACUCCGACAGCUCCAGCCCCAUGGAGACUAGAACCAGCAAUCACCGAGCUGCCCUCAUGACAGUGAAAGAGUCAGUCAGCACAGACAUUCAGACGAGGAAAGAGCAGGUCCUGUGUGAGCCGCGGCAGAAGCUACGUAUAUUUUAUCAGUUCAUGUACAACAAUAACACGCGGCAGCAAACCGAGGCGAGAGAUGAUCUUCACUGUCCCUGGUGUACCCUGAACUGCAGCAAACUCUACAGCCUGCUCAAACACCUCAAACUCUCCCACUCUCGCUUCAUCUUCAACUAUGUGCCUCACCCCAAAGGAGCAAGGAUAGACGUGUCCAUCAAUGAGUGCUAUGACGGCUCGUACGUUGGCAACCCUCAGGACAUCCACAGCCAACCCGGCUUUGCUUUCAGCCGUAAUGGCCCAGUUAAGAGGACUGCCGUCACUCACAUACUGGUUUGCAGGCCCAAGAGAACUAAACCAAGUCUGUCAGAGUUCCUGGAGUCUGAGGACGGAGAGUUGGAGCAGCAGAGGACCUAUGUCAGCGGACACAACCGCCUCUACUUCCACAGUGACAGCUGCAUGCCCCUGCGGCCCCAGGAGAUGGAGGAGGACAGCGAGGACGAGAGAGAUCCAGAGUGGCUCAGAGAGAAGACUGCCACGCAACUGGAUGAGUUCACGGAUGUCAAUGAGGGAGAAAAGGAAGUGAUGAAGCUGUGGAACCUGCACGUCAUGAAGUAUGGAUUCAUAGCAGACAACCAGAUGAAUCAGGCCAUCAUGCUGUUCGCGGAGAACACUGGUGCUCACAUCAUCCGGCGCAACCUCUGCCGCAACUUCCUCCUGCAUCUGGUCAGCAUGCACGACUUCAACCUGGUGACCACAGCCACCAUUGACCGCGCCAUGGCCCGCCUGCGACAGAUCCAAGAAGAGCUUCCAGACCACGAGGAGGAGCAGCAGGACCAGACUGUGGUAUCAGCAGGCGCCUGCAAUGGCAAUGCCGUCACCUCCACCGGAGGGAAACAGGGCAAGAGGACAAAAAGCGCACUAACAGACUGAUGUAGGAUGGACGGAUGGAUAGAACAACAACUGUUGUGUUUUGUUUUCUUCUUCAAUGAACAUUACCAACCCUUUGGUGCUUAGAUAGGUGGGAUAACUGGUCUGUGCAGAAUCUGACCUGAAGCAGACCAGCAUACAAGGUAAACAAGUUUUUGGAACUUGAGAACUGAACCAAAUAUGAACAAUAUAAAAGUGAAUCACCCACAUCGACACAAACCAGGAAUUUGAGGACUGGGUGAUGUAAGUUGAACCUACUAAAUAUGCAUUUUGUAGGAGCCGCUGAAGUGUUUGGGUGAGAGAGUGAACAAACUUGUCUUUUGAUGUGGCACGACUACCUGUGGUAUGUCCAUGUUAUAGACAACUGUAUGAAGACUACAGUUCAAACUGUACAGGUAACAUUGUCACUCUUGAUUAUUUGUACACAUACACAAUAACCUUGUUGACAACUUAUCCUUUUAGCUGAUUAUUUUAGCACUUGGUGUUUGUAUUUAGAAACGUUACCUUGAAAUUGUCCUUUUUUUUCUUUCAAUUCAUGCUGCGCUAAUUGUUAAAUGCAGCUUCUUUACUGUCGGUGGAGAAAUGUUAGUGGGUUUAUUUUCACUGUUGUGAAUGACAUUUAAUUUGAAGGGUCAUACAGUAACAGUAAAAAUCUACACUAUUGGCAUCAAUGUCUAGAGUAUAUAAAGCCUGUAAGGCUUGUGUUAGGCCCCCAAAAUGAAUUGUGGGUUUUGGUAGGUUGCCAUGACAAUAGUGAUGUACCGUAAGCUUUGAUUCCUGAACAAGAGAAUAAAUUCUGAUUUGGGUCCAUGCUAAAACUCCUGCAUGUACUUCAUCACCCCUAAGCCUGUUGGCCUGCAUUGAUAAAGCUCAAGGAAAGCCAGGGAAAUCCACUCUUCUUUUUUUUUUUUUGAAGAUUUACUGAAACAACCAGCAGCACAUCACCCCAUGUUUUGUGCAGAGUGCAUAGCAUUCAAGAUAUAGAAGUCAAGUUUUCUGAUGACCUGUAGUUUUUCAACUUUUGAGGUUUGAACAUGUUGCAAUCGCAAUGUUAAACGUGUUUCAAGAUGGGUUCUGCGUGUCAGUAGCUAUUGACAGAAAAUGUUUCCAUGUACUCACGUCAAAUGUUUAGCUGUGCCCUUUUCUGAAUCCAAUAAUUAACAGAUUGUAGUUCUUCUCUCAAAGCAAUAUAUAGGUCUGUUUUCUGUCCUGUUAGGUGCAAUUUAUGCCAAAGGCAGAUAUUUUCAUCAGUCUCUUAGUUCUGUAUAUUAUUUAGCAUCUUUUGUUCAUUCCAUAAUGAGUUUUGAAGAGAGGAAAAAAAGCAGCAGUAGUUGUGUUUUGUAGUGUGCACAUUAAUUGGUAAUCAUCACCACUCAUUGUUUCAUCAGACUUCCCUUGUGGCCAACCAAACAAUAUAAUUUUCCUCCCUCCAUUAUUCAUGAAAGGUUUCUGUAUUCAUCUGGGAAAUGGGAGACCUAUUCACUAUCAUUGUUAAAACACCCUGUUAAAUUGUGAUCUGUACACUCUGGCUAGGGGGAUUUUUAUAUUUAAAGAAAUAAAAUACAUUUGACCUUAA
This is a messenger RNA of Perca flavescens (yellow perch), 3957 nucleotides long. It is a transcript of the gene suz12b, whose product is annotated as SUZ12 polycomb repressive complex 2 subunit b. Bases 303 to 2384 code for a protein of 693 amino acids. The record is from RefSeq and is a predicted model, not a curated record. Gene Ontology annotation, cellular component: ESC/E(Z) complex; nucleus; RSC-type complex. Lineage: Eukaryota; Metazoa; Chordata; Actinopteri; Perciformes; Percidae. The transcript has 17 exons. Gene Ontology annotation, molecular function: chromatin DNA binding.